CGUGUCUUCCUCCCUGUUAUCCCAGAGAAGCCGGGUCCAUACCAACCAUCUAAUGCAUUUCUUCUGUUUGUCAGGAAGCCGAAUCCAGACCAUCUCCUUGACCUCAGUUAUAGACGCCAAUGUCGUGUCUUCCUCCCUGUUAUCCCAGAGAAGCCGGGUCCAUACCAACCAUCUAAUGCAUUUCUUCUGUUUGUCAGGAAGCCGAGUACAGACCAACUCCUUGACCUCAGUUAUAGACGCCAAUGUCGUGUCUUCCUCCCUGUUAUCCCAGAGAAGCCGUGUCCAUACCAACCAUCUAAUGCAUUUCUUCUGUUUGUCAGGAAGCCGAGUACAGACCAACUCCUUAACCUCAGUUAUAGAUGCCAACUUCGUGUACGGCUCCAGCUACCGGGUAGCGGACUCGCUGCGAGCUCUGGAAGGCGGUCUCCUGAAAUCUGCACCGGUGUUCCACGACCUCGGCCUCAAGCCGCUGCUGCCGCCCAAGACCUUCCAGCCUGACGAUGGCUGCAUCCGCCCAUAUCCCGACAAGUACUGCUUCCUCGCAGGUGACAACCGGGUGAAUGAGCAGCUCGCUCUGGGAGUGCUCCACACCAUGUUCGUGAGGGAACACAAUCGUCUCGCCACCGAGCUGGCUACAAUAAACCCCCAUUGGGACGAUGAAACUCUUUACCAGGAGACGCGACACAUAGUGGCGGCCCUAGUGCAGCACAUCACCUUCAACGAGUUCUUGCCACGUCUACUGGGCAACUUCAAUAUGCGGCGGUAUGGCUUGGAGUUGCAGAAAGAGGGUUAUUCUGAUGACUAUGAUCCAGAUGUGGACGCUUCAGCACCUGCCGCAUUUGCAGACGCGGCCUUCCGCUUCGGCCAUUCCCUGAUCCCGCGGGCUUUGGAGCGCUGGAGUCCAACACAUCGUUACAUCGGUGCACGCCGCUUGAGUUCAACUCUUCAACAGCCGUAUGACCUGUACAAGCCCGGGGCUUAUGACCUUUACCUCCUUGGUCUGGUCAACCAGCUAGCUCAAGCUAUGGACUUUUCUAUCACAGAAGAGGUGACCAACCACCUGUUCCAAGAACCAGCCGCAGAGUUUGGCAGAGAUCUGGCUGCUAUCAACAUAGCACGGGCCAGAGAACACGGGCUACCAGGUUACAAUAGGUACCGACGUCUCUGUCAGCUGUCUGACAUGUACUCCUGGUCUGACAUGGGCCACCACCUGCCUAACGCCAGUGUCACAGGCUACCACCAGAUGUUCAGCCGACCAGAUGACGUAGACCUGUGGUCGGUUGGAGUGACAGAGCUGCCAGAGAUGGGCAGCAUGGUGGGUCCUGUCUUCAGCUGCAUCAUAGCUCUCACCUUUCGUAAUGUGAAACGAGGAGACCGUUUCUGGUACGAGAACAGCGGUUGGCCCAGCUCCUUUACACCAGAUCAGCUAAGAGAGAUCAAAUCCAUCCGCUUGUCUCGUCUUAUAUGUGAUAGUGGUGAUAAUAUUGAAACGAUUCAACUCAAAGCCAUGGAGGUUCACGAUUUUGAAACGAACCCGAGGGUGUCAUGUAACAGCAGAAUAUUGCCCCGUUUGGACUUGAGGCACUGGAAAGACCCUGAAGGAGGGGAGUACUAUGAGUCAACAAACAAUAAGGAAACAAUUUUGAUUGAAGAAACCGAUAAUUUGCAUAACAACGAGGAUAACACAGAGGAGUCAAACAAAAUUACACUCACAGACAAACCAGGUAAAGAAGAGACCGAGGACAAGGAGGAAGACAUUAAAGUUGAUUACCAUGUAAUUCAAAUAAAUAAUAAACCCGUUUUAGUAAGUAAUAGCGACAAAGUUCUAGGUCGUAAAAUUAUAGAUGAGAAGUCAAGUCUUCUAGAAUGAAUUAGUAAAAUUAUUUUGUUGAACACAUUGGAAACGAUAUAUAUUCUAAACGAUUCUAUGAUAUUUGUUUAAACUUUCAGCAGUUAAUAACAAAACCUAAUGCAAGAAAACAAUAACAUUUAAAAAUGUCUAUUACCACAUGUUAUUGUGGUAAUAUGUCACAUGUCACAAAUAUAUUUUUAAUUGAUGACUUGAGUAUUCCAAUAUUUAUUGAAGAUUUGUAGUCAUAUUAUAAUGAUAGCUUGAAAAGUCUGUGAUAAAUAGUUUAUUUGAGAUAGGAUUCAUUAUAUUGUACAAUACAAAAAAAAAAAAAAAAAAUAGAAAAUCAAUACAAA
This is a messenger RNA of Homalodisca vitripennis (glassy-winged sharpshooter), 2205 nucleotides long. Its product is annotated as peroxidasin-like. The record is from RefSeq and is a predicted model, not a curated record. Gene Ontology annotation, molecular function: heme binding; peroxidase activity. Gene Ontology annotation, biological process: response to oxidative stress. Lineage: Eukaryota; Metazoa; Arthropoda; Insecta; Hemiptera; Cicadellidae. The coding region runs from base 53 to 1870 and encodes 605 amino acids. The transcript is spliced from 10 exons.